Messenger RNA from Aplysia californica (California sea hare), 2420 nucleotides. RefSeq lists its product as uncharacterized. Bases 133 to 1614 code for a protein of 493 amino acids. The record is from RefSeq and is a predicted model, not a curated record. The transcript has 10 exons. NCBI's taxonomy places the organism in Eukaryota, Metazoa, Mollusca, Gastropoda, Aplysiida, Aplysiidae.
CCGCACAAACCCAUGUAUCACACACACCAGCACAUAGGAUAGAGGGGCACACGCAGGUAUUUUGAACGGACUCGAAAGACGCCAUUGCACUGAGGACAUCGGCUGCGACAGUCCUCCCAUCUAACUGUUUGUAUGACAUUUGGAGCAAAAAUGUCGUGGGCUCCUGUGGUGACGACAGCAGUCCUUCUCUUUCUUUGUGUGGGAGAAGGUCUGGGUGCAAUAAUAGACAAAGAAGACUUUGAGGUUGGAACACCUUUGACCAUCACCUGCUCUAAGAAUGCUGCACCCCAAAUACCGGACAUCGGAAACACUAUAUCCAAGAUAACCUUAAGCAGGACGACUGAGAAUACAGAGGAGCUGUUGGCCACGUAUCAUCCUGCUAACUCUUUCGAGAAAUAUGAGGAAACAAGGCCGAUCACUAAUGGGGUUUACGAAAUGACUGGUGGUCAAAAUGGUAAUAUUAUUGGCAACGCAAACAACAUAAUCUUGAGGAUGACUAUUGAUCCUGCCCAGUGCUCUGAUUCAGCAAUGUACAAGUGUACUUUCUUUUAUUACAACACGGACAGUAAAGAGUUGGAGGCGGCGUUCACCGACAAUACUACUGCUAUUGCUAAAGUGCAAGACAUGGCAUUUUUGGCACUACCUGAUGAGUUUGAAUACGUCGAAGGUGUUAACAUCACUUUCACAUGCAGAGUUAUGGGUCAUGAAAAUUUGAGAAUUGAGUGGAAAGCCCAGAUGUGUCCCAUACCGGGUUUUACGACCCCGGGUUUUCAAACCUGGCCUCGUGCGGCUGACAUCAAGGAUAUGUCUGAUCAGACUCCGCCAGCGUCCCAGUGCACCGCCAUGAAUCACCAGUCUGAGCUUUUCUUCAGCGUCGACGGGGAGUUCUGUGCUGUCAAGUGUGAGGUGUACUCUACAAUGGCUGGCGGCCUGAUCCCACAGCAAUCUGUUAAUAAAACAGUGACUAUCUCAGAUGGAAGCAGUCCUGCCCCAAAUCAAGGGAAUCCGGACUCUGGGGAGUUGGGCAUCGGCCCCAUCAUCGGCAUAGUGAUCGCCGUCCUGGGGGUGAUCGUCAUUGUCCUACUUCUCGUCUACUUCUGCUGGUACCGCAAGAGGGACAAGGAGGAUAAGUAUCGGGACACAGAGGACGGCCCAAACAACACGUCAAAUGACCCGUACGCCCCUCCUCCUGUGUUCUACACAAAACCCAACAAGACUGUGUCGGAUGACAAAGAUGAGAAGAUUGGCGUGCGAAAUGAGGCUCUGGACACAUCCUAUGACUCCAAAGACUCGUCGUCUCGGGGACCUCCGCGCUACAUGAACACUGACCCGUCUGGCCCAGUGAUGAGCGGACUGCCGCGCUAUGAGAAGGACUUACACCGCGGCCGUGCCAACCGCGCUUAUGACGACGAGUACAACAAUGCUGAUCCCGACCACAGGUAUGGCCGAGACAAUGAUGCCAGGGACGACCGAGGUGACCGUGGGGAGCGCAGUUACCGGCGCCGCGAGGACCGUGACCGACGACCGCGUCACUACAGCACAGAGGACGGCACGGACGACCAGGGAUACAAUAUUCACGGCAUGGGUGACCCCAGCAUGGGCACAGCAAUCUGAGGAGGAGGAGGAGGAGGAACAACAUGGGCUUUUGGAUGUGUUGUCUUGCCCGCACACACACACACAUGCGCUUACACACUAGCACACUAGUGUGCUGACAUGCUGUGGCAUGUGUGAGUGCCCAUGCCCAAGCACACGCAUACACUAGCACUCAAGUUUGCUGACAUGCUCUGGCGUGCGUGUGUUAGCAACACACACAUCUUUUUAUGAAUGCACACACACACACACACACACACACACACAAACAAGUGCGCUAAUGCGCUCUGACAUACAUGUGUGCUAGCACACACAUCUUUGUACGUAUAUGUGGGCAUGCAUGCACUCACACUCACACACACUUUCUUGUACACAGGUGUGCAAACAUACUUACGGGUAUGCCUGUACAAAACUAGACACAUUUGGAACGUGCUUGAGUGCUUGUACCCGUACACAUACGCAUGUACAGAACACACAUAUGUAAACAAAUGCCAGCAAUACUGAGGCAAUGAAUAUUAUUUUCAAUUUUUAAAAAGUAGAUACAGCUAGUUGUGGUUGUUGUUGAAGACAAAGUGAGACUUUGACAAUAAUUCUAAAAUUCAGAGGUAUGUCAACUUUGGCAUGUUAAAUAACGUCGCCCGAGCACAGCAACCCAGCAUCCCACAAAAACAAAAUUUUACAGGAAAAGGAAAAAAACUUUGUCAGUUCAUCAAACAAUAUUUGUUAAAAAUUAGAAUAGGAAUGUUGCACUGGCGAUGUUUAUUUUAUUAGCUACAUGUCUAAAAAUUUGACGCAAAAUCCGUAACGUUACAUUUAGUAGAAAAAAGCAA